AUGGACAUCAAUCCGAUCGGUGUGCUCGUCGGAGAGGGCGAGCGUCACUUCCAAUUGGGACGAUUGUUGCACGCCAAUCUGCCGGUCAACUGGAGAUUUCUCGUGAACAGCAACCUCAGCACGGUCCGCAUCCUUAUCGAGUGGGUCGUCAGCGCCGAGGAAAAGAUAUAUGAGGCGGCCAACGAGGAGGAGCAGUACAAUCAGAUGAUCAGCAACAGCGGCCUGGGCGCCUAUCGGGUGGCCCUCGGUCUCGAUCAAACCGGCGAACGGAGCCCCGGAUUGGCGGCCACACUUCCGGGCCUCGGCGAUGAUAUCACUGAUGCAAGUGAGCAAGCAAUACCAACAUUUUUCACAAAUCCUUGAAGGCCACGUAUACUGUCCGAAUUCCAACUCUUUCAGGAAUUUCAAUGAGCCUAACUGCAGUUAAUGUUGUGGCCGUGGCCGAGGUUCUCUCUGCACCACGGCCACAACUUUUACUGAGCACUGUUCCGUUCAUAGCCAUUUCAGGUAGUUUCUAUUCGGACAGAGUGUGUGGCAAAUGAAGACGACACACAAGGAAAGUGUCUGCGGUGGCCAAUUUCGAAAAUUAUGGAAAAAAAGGUCCCAAAAUCGUAAAUAUUCUGAAUAGCCAAGGGAUAACGUGGGAUCACGUUACUGAUUCACUAAUUUGUACGGAGAACUUUCCGCAUUUGUAUUGGGGUGGCUAUCCGGAAUAUUUCCAAUUUUUCGGCAUUUGUCACAGCAGAUACGUUCCUGUUCAGACAAGCACUCCCUGAUCCUUUAAAGUCAAAUACGGUCGAAAACUUCAGGAUCGCUCUACUGGCUCUCGCAGUUCCUCUGCCAAAUGGUCGCCUACACCAGAGACACGUCGAAACCAACGGCCUCAAAGUUGGCGAUUCUCAACGUCGCCUGUGGCCUCAUGGAUUUUCCGAAUCCACCGCACACGCCGCCGACGAAACCGUGGCAACACGUGUUUCCGCUCGCCGCCCGCCGAAACGCCUACUUCUCUCUGAUGAAGUACGUGGUGCCGUGUGCAGUGCCCGACGGAAAAGUCUACUCUUCUCCGGACCUCUUCCGUUUCGGACAGGAGACCGAGGCGGAAAUCUUCCACAGAGCCACGAGUUUCGAGCACUAUGUGCGGAUGAUCGAAGACGUGCGCGCAAAAGUCAUCGAGUACCGCGACGCCGAGGACACCUACCUCACUAAUCGUUCGUUUUUCAACAUUUCCUGAACGGGGAAACUGAAUUUAGUUUUUAGGGUGAUACAGAAGACUAUGCCGAAUCGAAACCUAUUGACAAAAGUUGACAAACUUGAUUUUAUACGAAUUUUCACAGUCAAAUCGUGAUCAGUUGAUUUUGUACAAAAGGAUUGCGAUUUGAAAAACCAUACAAAAUCAGCAUGUUUGAGAAACGCCACAAACUGUCAUAAUCGAAAAAAUCCGCAUUUUUCCAGUCGGAAACGGACGUCUGGUGAUAGAAAACGACCAAGAAGACCACGAGGAGCAAUAUGAACAGGAACAGGAUCAGGAACAUGAAAAUGUACUAUUCUUCUGACUGCCAACCCAUUCUUCCCGCUAUUAUCCAUCCUUCAUCAUCCAAAUUCCACGACGAGCAAUUCUAUUGCAAAAACACCGCCAUAAACAACCCCCCUCCCCCCUCCCGCUGAUUCCUUGGCCGCGGCCGUAGACUUUUCUAGGCCACCGCAUCCUCCGCACUUCUCGGAAGAUCCGUAUCGAUUAAUGGUCCCCCAAUACACUUCUUUUUGUGAACUUUCAACAAUAAAUUUGUGAGAAAUGCAAGCGUUCCGUAAUUCACACAAUAGUCAAACGAAUUUUUUGCGCAAGUCCUUAUUAACGAGAAAAAUGCGCUGUUUUUGCAGAAAAAAAUGUCAGAAGAAGCGGCGGAAACGACUGAAAAAGCGAGCGAUGGACUUUCGGUGAACGCCCGGAACAUUCUCGAAGAUUUCUAUCAAAACCCGCCGUACAAGGACUCAAUUCCGGAAAAGCGCGGCAAAUUUAUGCUAUGCGCCCAUGGAGCGUACUCGGAAUGCGAAAAGGCGUGGAACGAGCAAGUGUGUCCAAAGCGCCGGCGGACGCUCGUUCAGGACAUGGUCAACGCGUUCCUGGACACCAAAAAGUCGGUGCAUCCGCGUCUUCCCGAACUGUUUUGGUUCGCUCGCGAGUUCGAGGAGAUCACAUUUCGGCAGGGACCCACUAUGGAAUUCUACAAUAUGUCCUUGGAAAAUAUGAUCCUUUGGCUGAGGGAGAAGAUUCAAGAUACGCCCGAGUUGAAGUUGUUGCGGAUCAAAGGCGGUACGUUUUGCAAAAAAUUGAAUUUUGACCCAGUUGCAAUAUCCCGAUCGGAGCUUUUUUUAAUCCGAUUGCUCUGAAGCUUGGACCCAAAAUACAUUAAUCCAAGUCUAAAAAGCCUGCAAAAUUUGUGUCCGAUCAGAUUAUUGCAAGUGGGUCAAAACCCUAUGAUACCAUCGGAUAGAGCGUUAAAAGUUACACAUGAGUAUUGGUACGAUCCAUUGGAUCGGCGGUUGGCGACGGAUUCGAGUCUCGGUAUUUCGGCGGCGACGACGCCAGUUAUCCCUGAAAUUUAGUCAAUUUGUGGUUCAAAAGUGCAGGACAAAGGCCGGCCAAGUGCCCAACAGAGUUGAGCGGAAGAACUCAACGAACGAAAACGGAAGAAUUUUUAUCUUUUUUAGAAAAUUUUUUCAUGGAUUAUUUUUUCCUUCCGUCUUUCGUUAGCCCUUUUUCACGGAACAACUCGAAUAACUUUUUUGUAUGAAAAGUUAAAUUUACAAUUAUUUUUCUAUGAGCAGAGUUCCCUUUGCUAUACAUUUCGUCAGUUGAUCACAUUCUAUAAAAAAAUUUUCUAAAAAAGAUAAAAAUUCUUCCGUGUUCUUCCGCUCAACUUUGGUGCCCAACCCUGAAAAAAGGCAAUUUACCGAUUUAGUGUCGAUAUUUCGACCGCUCAUAAAGUCGUUUUCCGACUGAAACUCUGGUCUUUCGGUCGUUUUCCCGUCGGAUGACGCUUCCAGCAUCUCUAUCGAUUUGGACAAUCUCAGAAUCUGUACAAAUUCAACUUUUAGUUCAAAAAAUGCAUUGAAAAUUAUCACCUUUUCCAAUUGUUGCGAGUAUUUUCUCAAAAUGGUAGCGUUGCAGACAUUCCGUGCACGGACGAGCUCGAGCGCCUGUUCACAUUUCCGGCGCCACGUCACGAUUUCGUGGACACGACGCUCGACGACGAAUACCGGGCUCCGCGCGGACAUUCGAUGGUGCUCAUCACAGACGAACACUUCCGAAAAUGGCAUUUUCACAUCAAACGCGAUCGUGAAUUGAGGACUGUUGAGGUGCGCAUUUUUAGAACAACUGUGGAAAAUCGGGGGAAAAUUGUGGGGAUUUUCGAGGGUUUUUGAGGGGGUGAGGGUAAACAAGAUCUCUUGCAAGAACUCAUUUAAUUUUUCAGGAAGAAUUCAACGUUGCAAAAGAUCAAAAAUGCGAGCUGAAUAACACGAUUAUGACGUUUUCAAGAGAACCGGCGUCCGUGAAUGGCGACAAAAUUAUUGACAUUGCGCCAAAUUAAUCAUUUUAAUUUAUUUUAGGGUAAUUUGAAUAAAAUUGUUUUGUAAGUGAUUUGUUGAAUCGAAUUCUCAUUUUUUCGAGCGUAGAUCGUGCGAAAAAGAGUGUGCGAAGCGAGGAGACGUAGAGAAAAAGGAUUACUGUAGAUGGCGGGUCUCGCCACGAAAAGCGCGAAUUUUGAAUUUUUCGCUUUCAUUUGAGUUGGAUCACCGACUUGGAUGACCUCCUACCGCUGUUAUUCGGAUCUCGUUCCGAACGCGCAUUUUUCAGCUUUAAAAAUUCUUGAUUUUUUCUUCAAUUUAGCCAUGAACUUGAUAAAUCCAGUCAAAGUUUCGCUGUUUUUCAGUAAAAAUUAGGUAAAAGUAAUUGUUUUCCUCGAAACGUUUGUAUUUCCUUUAAAAAUUGCAUUAUUUGUACUCUUGUUUACCCGUUUUCAUUGCAUUUUUAACUCAAAGAUGAGUUUAUACAGAUUCUGAUACCUGCUCAGAUUGUCGAAAUUGAUAGAGAUACUGGAAGCGUCGUCCGACGGAAAAACGACCGAAAGACCAAUGUUUCAGCCGGAAAAUGACUUUUUGAGCGGUCGAAAUAUCGAUGAAAUGCACAAUAAAUCGGUAAAUUGCCUUUUUUCAGGGUUGAGCAGUUGGCCGCCCCUUGUCCGGCACUUUUUACCCACAAAUUGACUAAAUUUCAGAGACAACUGGCGUCGUCGUCGCUAAAAUACCGAGACUCGAAUCCGUCGCCGAAACCGUCGCCAACCGCCGGGACCGCUUGCCGCGGAUGCGAAAUCGCUUUCGGUCCAGAAUUUGCGUCCCGAAUGAACGCGAAACGCGGAUUUGGGGACUACCCCAAGAAGACCUCUUAUUCGCAUUCCGGAUUUGGCGGAUCAGGUCUCUGCGCGCUUUUUUUCGUAAAAAUCGAACGUUUUUGAGCUAUUUUUCAGAGCUGGGCAUUUGCCGACCGCGGUUUUUUGCGGUCUGUCAAAACUAACAAUUUUCAGCGUCACUCAACCGCCGGAUGUACCGCGGCGCGGACAAGGACCGUUCGCCGUCCUCGGGCGCCCAUCGCUUCCGCCGUCCGUCGCGCUCGAACACGGCCGGCUCGUCGUCGGCGUCGAAGCGCAUUCGUGGAACGAGACGAUCGGGCAGGCGGGGCCGCGGCGGUCCGGGAAACUGCUUCCAUUGCGGCGAGCACGGACACAUAUCGAAGGAGUGCCCGAAGAAGAGCCCGGAGCCGACGGCUGACACGCCCGGCGGCGACGGACUGGAAUUCUGCAGUGCGGGAAGCGGGGAACAGCCUCUGACUGCGCCAAAAGUUGGCAAGAUUAACGGUACGGGAAUGGAAGAGACUAAAUUCCAGGGCCGUGCUUAUGGACUCCAGGCCUUCAAAAGCCUUCGAAAAGUGUGAUCUAAAUUUUGUUAUCUUUUCCAGAAAGCCAAUGCGACAACACUUACGAGGCGCGCCGACUGCAGAAUCAGAAGGCGCGCGAGUCGUACUACAAUGCGUUCAACCACGGGGAUCGUGUUCCGCCGAGAGCUCCAUCCGUGGCGGUCGGAAGAGUGUCUGCGGCCGAGAAGAGGGCCGCGUCGCCGGAAAUCGACAAGUUCUCGGAGCAGCUGGAGAAGGCGCUCAAAUUGAGCAGCACUCCGCCGUCGGCGUUUUCGAGCCGCCCGUCGAGUGCCAUCGGAAAUAGAGGCAGAGUCGGAGGGAGAAGGAUGUUGGGGGAGCUCAGUGACGAGCAGCAGCACAAAAUCAGAGCCAAUUGUCCCCCCGCCAGAGGUAGUUGCAGAAGAAAAACUGUCAAACACAUUGUAAAAAAUGUUAUUGCAGGUGCGUCUCACGGAACGUCUCCGCCGUCGGUGCCGCUGUCGUCGCACUCGACGUCUUCCUCGUCGACGUGCUCUCCGCCGAUGCUGGCCACCGUCGCCGCCUCUCCGUCUUCUGCGACCGAAACGCUGACGAUCGAGACGCGUCGGACGGUGAUGCGCGACGGAGAAUACCAUUUCGAGGAGACGACCGUCAUCGCGUUCCCGCGUGUUCUUCCGCCCAACGUGCAGGUCAUCACCGCCCAAUUCGUGCCCGUCGUGGCGUCGUCUGCCAAUAAAUAG
Molecule: messenger RNA, 5691 nt
Organism: Caenorhabditis sp. 36 PRJEB53466
Lineage: Eukaryota; Metazoa; Nematoda; Chromadorea; Rhabditida; Rhabditidae
Source: the annotation of a GenBank genome assembly